AUGAAUUCUUGGAAUCAUCCCAAAUGGGGUGAUGGUAAUGGGAAUUACCAGCAACAACAACACCUGCUGCUUCCUCAAUUACAGCAGUCGACCACAACCCUGGUGGCUGCACAAACUUUAAGACAGAGUCUGGCCAGUAUCCAGGCGCAACAACAGUCCAUUCAAUCGCAACAGUACCAUCUGUCUCAGCAACAGCAGCAACAGCAACAGCAACAGCAACAGCAGCAAGACCAACAGCACUCUACUGGAAGGAGUGUACAGCUAGCGCUGCAGAUCCCUAUCCACUCAUACUCGUACCAUUAUUCCAACGGGUCUGGUGCUGAGUACCCCGGCACUUCACACGUUUACCAUGACGAUCUGUCUCAACUGUCCCAGAUGCAACUGAGCAGCAACAUCUCUCCCCAGACACAGCUUGCAGCAUACUCCCCAUUAUUGCAACAACAGUCGAGUCAUUUGGACCAGGAUCAGUAUAACAUAUGGCAGCAACAACAACUGCAACAACACGCACACGGAGCAGGUUCCCUAGUGCGACACCAGUUAAAUUCGUUUGGGUAUCCAUCUUCAUCGGAUGUGAAGCUUGAAUCAGAAGACUCCAUGAUGGGUGGCAAGCUCAACCACUCUGGUUCGAUCAGCUCAUCAUCAUCUGGCUCGAUAUCUUCUUUAGACAAGAAGCGGAGCAGAUACCUACAGUCCAAGGACAGCUUAGGAAGCGGAGCAGGUGGGAUAGGUCGAACCAAGGUGGUGACAAAAAGAUCACGAUUAGGGUGUCUCACGUGUAGACAGCGUAAGAAGAGAUGUUGUGAAACAAAACCAAGAUGUACCGAGUGCUGCAGACUUGGGUUGAGUUGUGUAUGGCCCAAGCCGGGGACUGAGCACAAAAACAAGCAGAAGGAUGCUAAGUUGGAGGAAAAUACAAUAGAUCAUGAGCUAUACGGAAAGAUCAAGGUUCUCAGGGGAAUAGUAGAGUACAAGAGUAAAUAG
Messenger RNA from Dujonia railenensis, 981 nucleotides. Lineage: Eukaryota; Fungi; Ascomycota; Pichiomycetes; Serinales; Debaryomycetaceae. The record is from the annotation of a GenBank genome assembly.